UUUUUUCCCCCUCAAGAGCCGGAAACAAAACAAAGUAUGUCAUGUGACUCCGGCUCGUACGACGUUUCGUCUUCCGAGUAUGUAGCUGUUGUUGGUGAAGUCAGUUUUAAAACAGGACUCAAAUAAGUUGCUGACACGAGAAAACACGGGCCGCCAUGGCUGAUGAUUUGAAGAGAUACCUGUACAAACAGCUGCAGAGCGUUGACGGUCUUCAUGCUAUUGUAGUGACAGACAGGGAUGGUGUCCCAGUUAUCAAAGUUGCCAAUGACAACGCCCCAGUCCACGCUCUGAGGCCGGCCUUCCUGUCCACUUUUGCCUUGGCCACAGACCAGGGAAGCAAGCUGGGCCUCUCCAAGAACAAGAGCAUCAUCUGCUACUACAACACCUACCAGAUUGUGCAGUUCAACCGGUUACCACUGGUCAUCAGCUUCAUUGCCAGCAGCAGCGCCAACACAGGCAUCAUCAUGAGCGUGGAGAAGGAGCUGGCUCCACUAAUAGAGGAACUGAGGCAGGUGGUGGAAGUGACAUAAACUCCCACAGAACGGACGACCCUGAACGAGGUCACCUGCCCGCAUCCCAUCCUGCUCACUGGAUCUCCCCCAUCUCUAAUGGUGCAUUCAUGUCCUGUGGGAAAAACCUGUCUGAAGGUUGUUGGUUUUUUUUUUUACAGAUCAAAGAAAUGGCUUUUGAAUUGUUGACAUCUUCAGACCUGACUGUACCAUGUUUACUUUACUUCCUGCUGUUUUCUGUAGAGUUUAUCCUCAUCAGCAUCUUUACUGCUAUGAGAGUUUGUGUCGAAUCAAGUCAAGUCAAGAAUAAAUGUUUAAGUUUGUAGCACCUAAA
This is a messenger RNA of Scophthalmus maximus (turbot), 843 nucleotides long. RefSeq names its product late endosomal/lysosomal adaptor, MAPK and MTOR activator 3 (gene lamtor3). The transcript is spliced from 7 exons. The coding region runs from base 156 to 530 and encodes 124 amino acids. Gene Ontology annotation, biological process: cellular response to amino acid stimulus; positive regulation of TOR signaling. Gene Ontology annotation, cellular component: Ragulator complex. NCBI's taxonomy places the organism in Eukaryota, Metazoa, Chordata, Actinopteri, Pleuronectiformes, Scophthalmidae. The record is from RefSeq and is a predicted model, not a curated record.